Messenger RNA from Schistosoma curassoni, 7879 nucleotides. NCBI's taxonomy places the organism in Eukaryota, Metazoa, Platyhelminthes, Trematoda, Strigeidida, Schistosomatidae. The record is from the annotation of a GenBank genome assembly.
AAAUAACUCGUCAUAAAUAUAAAUAAUACCGGAAAUACAUUGGAACCUUAAUUUAUGAUCAGCGCUUGAUUUACUAUAAGCGCAACUGUAUAAUUUCAAUGGGUUACGAUUCGAUUUGGUGGAGGAGUUAUUUCCAGUAAAACCAAAUGUAAUGAAAGCGUUGAUUUAUUCCUUGCUUGCGUACAUUUUGUUGGACGCAAAUGUCCUGGCAGUUUUGCUGGUUAAAGACCUCUCAUCAGGAAUUGUUGACGAGUUUGAGGAUUCGGAAGCACUUUUUGGUGGAGCAGUUUCUCAGGAGUCCUUAAUACUGGUUGGCUUGGUUUAGUUCUUUCCACAUUUGCAGGGACGAAUUUAUGCAUCCAAACCACUAGAAGGCUGUGUGGACCAAAUUCCCAAACCUAAAGAUGAUCACAAUUCAACUCUUCCUUACAUCUCACUCAUCAAACGUGGAGACUGCUCUUUUGUAGAUAAGGCUUUAGCGGCCGAAAGAGGUGGAUAUAUUGCAACUGUUAUUUUCAAUGAUGUGGACGACAGUACUUUCCCAAUGGGCUACAAUUCGUCCACAAAUGUCAGUAUUCCUGUCGUAAUGGUUGGUUUGUCUGACGGCGAGCUCCUACUAAAUAAGUACUGCGUGCCACAUUCGUAUUUUUUAUGUAUUUGCAGUUAUUUUGUUGAAAUACUACCUGCUCAUCGCCGAAGUAUCGUGUUGUAUCUUAUUCCACUCAUAACAUGUCUGCUCAUAUCUGUAGUCGCAUUGAGUGUGGGAUAUGGGAUUCGGCUUUUGAAUCGAUACCGGAGAAGAUAUCGUUAUUGCUUACCAGUAAAAGAGUUACGUAAAAUACCUGAAACUUUAUUUGUUAAAGACUCCAAUGAAUUUGAAACUUGUGCAAUUUGUUUAGAAGAUUAUAAAGAUGGUGAUAAAUUGAGAGUAUUACCAUGUGGGCAUGCUUACCACAGCAAAUGUGUAGAUCCGUGGCUUUUAAAACGUCGUGGUUUUUGUCCUAUAUGUAAGAAGAAAGUUCACAAUCGUCCUAGAGUCUACAUUUCAACUUCUACAAGAUAUAGACGCGCUUCUGCAUAUGCCACUACAUCUGAAGCUCCACUUUUGGAUGAUUCGUCUUUCGAAGAAGAUUCUGAUUCAGAAGAUACUACUUCAUCACCUCAGUUAAGUUUCUACAGUGAGAACGUCCAUUCAGAUGAACAUACUCCGCUUAUUAAUGCUUCUGUUGAACAAUCAAGUGCUUCAUCACUUAGGCGAAUGAAGAUGACUACCUCAAUUCGUGAAACCUUGGAAAGCUUUCUGACAAAUAUAUCAAGUUCUUAUUCCAGAGGUCAUAAUUCAUCCGACUAUGAACAGGGAACUAAUAAUGUUAAUACAGCCGUGGAAUUACAACCUGAAUGUUCUCAGAUUGUCGCUGAAUCCCUCGUAAAAGGUAAACAGUGUAGUGAAAGUGACACUGAAUCUGGACUAAAUAAUGAAAUCAAUGAUAGUCGGUCACCUUCAGUAAUGAUUACUCAUGUUGAAGUGCAUACGGAUUGUGAUUUAUCAUGUAUGCACAAAUCUCAUGCUUAAGCAGUAUAUAUAUAUAUAUAUAUAUAUAUAUAUAUAUAUAUAUAUAUAUCCUGUUUUCAUUUGUUCGUCUAAACCAUUUUAUUUUUGCACAAUUCACAAUGAUGAAUAGUAAUAAAAUUGUGUUAUCAAAACCAAUAAGUUUCAUAUACUGGGCUAUUUUUUUCUCUCACUUAUUUUUAUUAUCCUUUUUUUUCUACUGAAAAUAAUAAAAAAAUUAAACCGUUAUCAGUUGAUUUCAUUCUCUUAUAUACGUUUGCAUAAUUAAUGAGUGAUGUGUAUAUUUUUAUCUCCUUUGUCGAUGGACUACUUGGUUAGUUUAAAUGGUUGAUUAAUCAGUUGAACAUUCAGACAAUUGCGUAACUAUUGUGUUUGUUUAUUUGUUUGGCUGUUUCAUCCUAUGAGAUUUAGAUUGUUAGCAUCAUCAUAAUUCAUUUUUUAUAAUUUUAUAUACACAUAUUUGGCCGUGUAUAAAUACGAUUUCACUGUACUGAAAUGUAUAGCCUGGUUUAAUUAACAUUAUUAUACGUUAAUUUCCUUACCGGUCAACUGAUUACAAAUUAGUCUAUUACUCAUAGAAUUAGAUAAUAUAUUAUUUUUUGAUCUCUUUUUAUCAUUUACCUUAUUUUUUACGAGCUUGUUUGAAAUAAAAUGGAGUAUUUUUAUCUAUAGAGUUGUGUUUGUUAUUCACUGACUGAAGACGAUAGUUGUUUGGACUAGAAAUUGCUUUAUAAUACUUUAGUAAUAUAUUUUGAAAUAAUCAAUUUAGAGAUUUCGCUAGUUGUAAUUUCGAGGCAACAGAUAAAAUAGUUCCAGUUUCGUAAUAUAUCUGCCACUUGUAGCACUAUGAAGAUCCAAAUAUAAUUGUUAUUAAUAAUCAACAGUCUCGUCAAUUGAUUUCUGUGCAUUCAGGUUCAAUUCUUAUUUACAUCAUACAACUGAGUAGGUAAUGGAUAGGGAUUCGUAAUUAUUUGCCAAUCAUCCAUUUGACUGUACUCACACACUUUCUUAGACAGCUACAUUUUUAUAAAAGAAUUGUCUGCAUUAGAGUAGUCUAGUUUUUACAACUAAAUAUCUGAUCAAAAUAAUUUUUAGUGGCGACAUAUAUCAAAUGUCACUUUGCGAUUAAGAAUUUCAUCAAACUUUGUCCUCAUAUCUCGAAGGAUUACCAGUUUUGAGAUUACUUCAAUGUUAUAUUUUCACUAAUAUAUUAGUGCUAACUAGUAUCCUAUAAUUAGAUUGCAGUACUAAGUUUAACUUCUUGCGAACCCAAAUUCAUCCGUAUUGUAAAUGCAACAACCGUAGUUGCUACCUUGAGGUGAUGGUCGGGCUAGCUUAUCGUGAUGACUCAACCUAGUUAUAUUGGCUGUAACACAUGCUCCUACAGGUCCUACCAUGCCAGGCAGAUUGGUUUGAGAAUGGUGAGACUAAAAUAAGCAACUAAAGGUUCGAGAGCAACGUCGUACUGCUGACUGUUGAGGGGUUCGACAGUGGUAAGAUGUUUCCCUCGAACAAGCAGCAUCUGCAGCGGAAGAACAGGGCUAAUCCUAGAAAUAUUACACCUCACCUUACCUCGGGUUUUGGUUUCCGGUGGUAAGUUUUAUUGAAGUGUGGACCUAGCACGUUAAAAAGGUCCAAAAAAUUUCAUGCGUAACUGGCUUCAAGCUGCUGUUCCUUAGGUUCUGUGGUCAUGCUCUCAGGUCGCCGUGACCACAACUAAUUCAGCUUUUUGUCAGAUCUUUGAAGAAGAAAUAUCCUUUCAUGACGUGACAAUCACUCAUACUUCUAUCAGCACCUGAGACCAUCUUUUUCACGACCAAAUCACUCAUUCGCUUCUUAAUAAUUCUUUCAUCCCAAUCACUAAUCCUUUUCGUAUAUCUUCAUCACACUCCACGAAUGCUAGUGCUUUGGAUCCAUGAAAUUUUAUUCCUGGUCUUCUGACAAAACAUCGUAAAGGCGUUUAGGCGGACCUUAUGGUGUUGCAGCUUAGUGAAAAAACUCCACAAUCGGCUCAGAAAUGGUCUGAAAAGAUCAUAUUUUCAUCAGCAAUCGUCGGAGAGGCUCGGUACAAGACUUUUUCAUUCUGGAGUACAUGUUAAGACUCGGAUCAUGCCACAGUUCGAGCAUUUAUUUGUCUGCAUCUUACUGGACAACAAGAAAAUCCCUUAUACCCCAAAUUAAUAACGAAAAUGUUAAAAAUACAUUUCAGAAGCAACUGUAGGAAUUAGUCGUCCAUGAAAAUAAUAUUCACCCCGAGGUAACUUAGCAUGGUAUCGAAAAGCCGUGAAAGCAUCAAUGGCAUCUACUCAUAAAUUAAACCAAACGGUUAAGUAAAAUCAGUGGAUUUCAUCGUGAUCUACAGAACUGAAAGAUGCUUGGGAACUCAUCCCAUCUGGCUCUUAACAUGAGGAGCGGAUGCAGCUUAAACAUGGGCUCAUAAAAACUUUACUUAAUAAUCGUAGGGAUUGGUAAGUUAAGAAUUGAGAAAUGGUGAAGACAAUGAUGAUUAGUAACAGUAAACAACUGAUUAGUCUGAUCAAGGAAACGGGUAUUAAAAUUCGAUUGUUAGUGAAAGUAUCUCAGUUAUCCGCUAUCUCUAAGCAACCUUAAUGGCAAAAUGAUGUAAGUCCCCUAACUCUUGGCGAAAUUGAAAAGGCUAUAAGUAAUCUAAAGCGAGGUAGAGCAGACUCUGGAACAUAAACAUACUUUUGAUAUCCGAUAGUAGUUUUAUUCUUUAUCUUUAGAGCACCAUUCGACUCGUGAGGUUAUGUGGCAGUCAGUCACUGGAAGACGUACCAACGAAGUACAUUAACGUUGUACAUGCCCUCUACUCGAACACUAAUAGUCGAGUAAGAGCUUAUGGCAAACUGUGGUCGGAAUUAGUUAUUUCAAGUGUUCGUUAGAGUUCUUCACUUUGCCCAUUUUUAUUUAACUUGAUCAUAGAAAUGCUAUGCGAGAUAACACUUUCAUCGUCUGACUCAUCAAAGAUUUAUCAUCUACCAAAAGAUUCACUUGUUGACUUAGAUGAUAUAGUUCUGUUUGUUGAAGACGCUGACAAAAUGCAGUCUCUUGAUUAACUUAAGCAACAAAGCAAGCAUGUUUUUGAUGCAUUUGUCUCCCUCCAAAUUUAAAAUGUUACUUCAGAGUUGACUUACGUCAGUGCCUGAAUUAGUGACAAUGAAUGAAGUAGUUGAACUCACCGACUGCCUCACUUAUCUUAAGAUUCUCAUCAGUCCUGAAGGUCUGGCGUUUGAUGAAAUCUCCGCACGGGUUCAGAAAGCUCGACUGGCUUUUACCAACCUACUUACGGGGUAUAUCAGAUAUCAGUCUACCAACCAAAGGAAGAGAUUGUUGUGCAGAAGUCCGUUCUACUCCAUGGGUGUGGAACAUGGUCAUCAAGAAUGGGCGAUUUUCGGGGAUUCUUCGAAGCAGUGCUCAUGUGUUUUGGGACCACGGAGUUGGUAAUCCCCAAGUUAAGAAAAUGGUACUAAGUAUGGCAAAUCAAUUGAUGAGGUAGUAAAUCUUCAUCGAUUAAUGUGGUUGGGAAAUUUAUUACGUAUGCCCAACCACCGCGUACCUCGAGGAGCGGUGUUAUCUGGUUUAGAAGUAGAGUGGAAGAAAGCUAGGGUUCCGAAUCAAAGCAUAACAUCAGUCGAGAAAAUCACUGACAAUCGGAAUAUCCCAUGAUAAGUUGUGUAGACUACAUGGCUUAGGUCUACAUGGUUACUAUUUGGAAUUUUUAUCGUGCAUAUUUCGCUCACUGGUACAUCCCAUAUGUUUAGUUUGCCUAUAUAUAUAUUGUUGAAUAGAAAGUCUCCCCAAAACUGCUUCCACGAGUUACUGUUGAGAAGUUAUCAUCUGCUGCUGUAAUGGUGACUGCAAUUUUUCCGAAGAGAGUGCCAUUUUCACUGCUAGCAUUAUUGUUUUUGCUAUGUCAAUUGUGAUGACUUGUGCCACUGAAAAAAUUGCCAAUUAGAAUACUGACUUAUACGACCUAGUUCCCGUGUUAAAACAUUGAUAUCUCAACCGUACUAUCAGUCUUGCGUCAACUCUGAAUCCUCAUUGGUCCUCAAUAUUGUAGUUUCUCACCUAGCCCUACCCGUUGAGACCAGAGAACAAUAUUCUCCUCUACUAUAUGGAUAAUCCACAUAGUUUAUAUACAGGCAGACUAGAUCUCAUAACACCUCGAAACGAAAAAUGACAGUUAUACCAGAUCAAGCCAAAAGUGGCUGUGAAUAUGAGAGACGAUAACUAAUAGGUCGUGAAUAAACUUAAAACAAUAAAUCAUAUAAUUUUACCUAAUAGGUCAAAUGAAGACAUAUGGUAAAAAAAAAUGUAAAUGUAUACAAUCUAGUUACCUUCAAAGAAUAUAUAUAAAAGUCCAUAAACAAUUCCGGAUGCAACCUUUCAUUUAAUCUUUUACGGAUACAACUAUUAUCGCCCAUACUUUUACUAUCUCUACUACUCUGGGAUUUUACCUGACCAUGUCAUCUCUCUUUGCUAAUGGGGUUAUCAGACAGAAGCUCAUUAAUGACGUUAGGUGCGUGAUAAAUCUUCUCAACAAGGAAAAAAACAUCGAUAGGUCCUGGGUUCAAAUCUCGCGAGGCGGGACCAGGGAUGCGCACUACUGAGUCCCACAAUAGGACGAAAAGGCUAUUCAGUGCUUUCACGUUUUCCAUGAUAGUCUAACUUUAAGUGACUAGUAGAUCGAAAUAUGUAUAAAGUGUAUAAGCUGAAAAUGCAUAAAAAUCCACAAAGCACUGGCUGUAUUGUUUUAUAGAAUGAACAGAAAUAUGUGGCUGUACGAUUAGUAGAUUUUGGUAAAUUGAGUAAAUUAUUUAGUCGAAUUUUAUAUAGUUGUCUUAAGACGAUAUUAUGACUUCUCGUUCUUUGGACUCAUACAAUUUCUAAUGAUGACAUUGAUUCAAUUUAUAUUUCUGUUUUUAAUUUGAAAUCUAACACAUUUGUCUUAUUGUAGUGAGCGAGAACACCAGCGGGGACAACCAAAUGUAUUUGAACACAAAAUUACAGAACUUCUUAGUAAAAUCUGUGAACCAUACAGUUAACACCUCAUUUGCAAAAUGUCAAUCAAUCGCCUCAGACAUCAUUGUUCCUUCGUUUCCACACCAAUCAUUCUCCGUUCUAGUUCUCCCUUCUUCGAUCUUUUUAACCUUCUACCAUGGGGCAUUCCUUUUUCGAUUGAUGAUACGUACUACUUAUAUCUGUCGACAUCAGUAGCACACACCAUAUUAUGAAUAGAUAAUUAGAUAUAUUAUGCGCUCUGUAAAUGUUUUUACUGUUGAUUAAUUAUGUUAUUUGAUCCACUGUUCAAUUUGCCUGAUAUGACAUGUUUAACUGUAAUGACUAAAAUGAAGUUUUCUAUUUACGUUAAUAAACGUGAUCAAUACAUUUAUUCAGUCAUGUGGUAAUGAUAUUACUGAUAAUAUAAAGAUGAUAUUAUUUUCAUUGGUGUUCAAUAAAUAUUCAGGUAUUGGUAAUGUAUAUGUAUGCAUCCGAUGGAAUCAGCCGAAAUAUAAGUUAUAAAAUAAGGAAGAUUGGUUCAGGAAAGAGAUCUGUUUUCGGUGAAUUCGUUUGCAGAGCUGCACGAUCGCUAGUAUAUACAUAUUUUUUAAAAUGAUAAUAAUGGUGAUAAUAAAAUUUUGCUAAACAUGGUAAACAUAAGUUAGCAUUAAUGUUCAUUAACAGUAGACAUCUUUUUAUUAAGUGUUAACAUAGAAGUAGUAUGGGAUAACUGACACUUUCUUAAUUCCACACUUUUCAGAAGUCAAUAGAACAAUAUAUAAGAUUCAGUACUUUUAAUUCUCUCGAAGACCAAGAUACCAUUAAGCCAUUUAGUUUGAAUUACAUGAUAUGUGCAUCGAAUUUUAGUUAAUUUAUAAUACAAAGAGGUAGUUGUUCAAUAUCUUCUCUGAGGAAACAGUGAUUUCCGAUAUUCGGUAGAUCUCUAAUCCGUGACAAAAUGUGUUUUUGUUCUAAUAUAUAUAUAUUUCUACGCUAUGCAAAUGAAUAUCCAAAAUUGUCUAGAUGAAUAAUUUGGGAAUAUGAAUGGUCUGUACAUGUAAGUUAAAGGUCAUGGGUGAAUGAAUGCUGAUGACCGUAAAUAAGUAGUUUAUGAUGUUCCUAAACACAAAUUAGAUUCUGGUUCAUUUUCACAUGAAGAAAAAAAGGAGAUUAUCCCAAACGUCAUUUUAAAAUUGCAGUGUAGCUUUUGAAUCCAGUCAAAUUCAAUAUUUAGCUGCAUGUAUUUCAUGUAACACAUCGUUUUAUUUCAACUAGGUUUAAAGCCUC